GUGCCGGCCGCUCACGUCAUUGUUAUGUCUCCGCGGCUCCGCCGGGGCGGGGACAGCGACAGCGGCGGGCUGGAGGCGGGGGGGCCGCGGCCCCGCUCCCCUGACAGCCCCCGCUCCCCUCCCUCCCUCCCUGCCCGGCCCGGCCUCCGGCUCGGCGCUCCCGGGAAGAUGUGGGUGAAGCUGUGCUGUUUGCUGCUCUACUUCCUGGCGCUCUUCGUGCUCGCCCGGGUGUUCGAGGCCGUGGCGUGGUACGAGAGCGGCUUCCUCGCCACGCAGCUGGUGGACCCGGUGGCGCUGAGCUUCAGGAAGCUGCGGACCAUCCUGGAGUGCCGCGGGCUGGGGCACUCGGGGCUGCCCGAGAAGAAGGAUGUGCGGGAGCUGGUGGAGAAGUCAGGAGACCUCAUGGAAGGAGAGCUUUAUUCAGCUCUCAAGGAGGAAGAGGCCUCUGAAUCGGUUUCCAGUACAAACUUUAGUGGUGAAAUGCACUUCUAUGAGCUUGUAGAAGACACAAAAGAUGGGAUCUGGCUGGUACAGGUCAUAGCAAAUGACAGAAGCCCACUGGUGGGUAAAGUCCAUUGGGAGAAAAUGGUGAAGAAAGUGUCAAGAUUCGGAAUACGUACCGGCACUUUUAACUGUUCCAGUGACCCCAGAUACUGCAAGAGGAGGGGUUGGCUGAAAUCCACCCUCAUCAUGUCGGUUCCACAAACCAGUACCUCCAAGGGAAAAGUCAUGAUUAAGGAGUACAGCGGGCACAGGAUCGAAGUGGAGCACAUUUUCAAGUGGAUCACAGCCCACGCCGCUUCUCGGAUCAAAACCAUCUACAACUCCGAGCACUUGAAAGAAGAAUGGAACAAAAGUGACCAGUACCGGGUGAAAAUAUACCUGUUUGCCAACCUGGACCAGCCCCCGGCGUUCUUCUCUGCACUAAGUGUAAAGUUUACUGGGAGAGUAGAGUUUAUUUUUGUGAACGUGGAAAACUGGGACAACAAAAGCUACAUGGCAGAAAUUGGUGUCUACAAGAUGCCAUCGUACAUACUUAGGACUCCUGAGGGGAUUUACAGGUAUGGGAAUAACACUGGUGAAUUUAUAUCACUACGUGCCAUGGAUUCCUUUUUGCGCUCGCUACAACCAGAAGUUAACGAUUUAUUUGUUUUAAGCUUAGUUUUGGUUAAUCUGAUGGCUUGGAUGGACCUGUUUAUUACCCAAGGAGCCACUAUAAAGCGUUUUGUGGUUCUCAUAAGCACUUUAGGGACGUAUAAUUCACUGUUAAUUAUUUCCUGGCUACCAGUGUUAGGUUUUUUGCAACUACCCUACCUAGACAGCUUUUAUGAGUACAGCUUAAAACUCUUCAGGUACUCUAACACAACUACUUUGGCUUCUUGGGUAAGAGCCGAUUGGAUGUUCUACUCCUCACAUCCAGCCCUCUUCCUCAGCACAUACCUUGGUCAUGGUUUACUAAUCGAUUACUUUGAGAAGAAGAGAAGACGCAAUAACAACACCGAUGAAGUAAAUGCUAAUAAUCUUGAGUGGCUGUCGAGCCUGUGGGACUGGUACACCAGCUACUUGUUUCAUCCUAUUGCUUCUUUUCAACACUUCCCUUUCGACUCAGAUUGGGAUGAAGACCCAGAUUUGUUCUUAGAGCGGUUGGCUUUCCCCGAUCUCUGGCUUCACCCUCUGAUACCAACCGAUUACAUAAAAAACUUACCCAUGUGGAGGUUUAAAUGCCUCGGCACCCAUUCCGAUGAGGAGAUGCUGGAAACCUUUCCGGACAGCGAGAGUGACUCUGACAGUGAAAACAAAGAGGUCUUCAGCAGCGACAGGGAGGCCUCGGAGGACGAUGAGCUGAGCACGUUUCACAGGUGCAGCGAAGCAGAGCAUCGGUGCGGCGCUGGGCCCUGCCCGUGUGCCAACAAAUAUUGUCAUCCCGAGCCAUGCGGACGGAAAGCGAGGUCCUACGGCUCGUGCAGCUCCGCAGGCGACAUGGAGCCAGACUGGUCGGCCUGGCCCCCCGAGAUGUUGCACUGUACAGAGUGUGUGGUGUGUCUAGAGAAUUUCGCGAGCGGCUGCCUGCUCAUGGGCCUGCCGUGCGGCCACGUGUUCCACCAGAAUUGCAUCGUGAUGUGGCUGGCGGGGGGGCGGCACUGCUGCCCCGUCUGCAGGUGGGCUUCCUACAAGAAAAAGCAGCCAUACACACACCCUCAGCCUUUGUCGAGCGACCCCCCAUCUUAGCUGUGUGUCCUGCGUAAGCUUUCGGGGUAUUACUGCUUGCCUUUUAAAUGUUAGUCACUUAAGAGAUUAUGUGGUUUGAAGUUUUUAGUUUAAAUGUUAGUGCAGUGAACUAAAAUAUACAUGAUGCUAACGUUAACGACAGAAUCAUUUGGUUGCCUUGUAUGUUGAACUGAAUGCAAACUUGCCGUACAAUAACUUGUUCUUUUCAACAUCUGGAAACUUGAUGCUGUUUUUUUGUAAGCACAAAAAAAAUCAAGCCUACAACAGAAGUGUAUUCCAGCAAACGUUUACAAGUUAGGAUGUAGGUGAAAUCAAAAUUCUAAUCGGAGACAAUUGCUUAAUUUAAGUGUUUCUUAUUUUAGAGUCUGUUCAGCACAUCUUUGUUGAAUAAUGUAUGUUGUAAGACAGUACCAUUUAAAAAAGAAAUCAGUGAAAUAAAUUAUUUUAAAAGGAGAUUUGUAAUGUUAAUUGUUUUGAUAAAUAUUUUGUGUGUAUGGUUACGGAUGUCUUGCUGGCCUGAUUUAUCUGUGAAGAUAAUAAAAAUAUAACACAA
Messenger RNA from Pseudopipra pipra, 2782 nucleotides. It is a transcript of the gene RNF103, whose product is annotated as ring finger protein 103. Gene Ontology annotation, biological process: protein ubiquitination. Gene Ontology annotation, molecular function: ubiquitin-protein transferase activity. The transcript is spliced from 4 exons. The record is from RefSeq and is a predicted model, not a curated record. Gene Ontology annotation, cellular component: endoplasmic reticulum. Lineage: Eukaryota; Metazoa; Chordata; Aves; Passeriformes; Pipridae. Bases 25 to 2229 code for a protein of 734 amino acids.